Messenger RNA from Mesitornis unicolor (brown roatelo), 534 nucleotides. RefSeq names its product mitochondrial ribosomal protein L2 (gene MRPL2). Gene Ontology annotation, cellular component: ribosome. Gene Ontology annotation, biological process: cytoplasmic translation. The annotation marks the transcript as partial. The record is from RefSeq and is a predicted model, not a curated record. Gene Ontology annotation, molecular function: RNA binding; structural constituent of ribosome. Lineage: Eukaryota; Metazoa; Chordata; Aves; Mesitornithiformes; Mesitornithidae. The transcript has 4 exons.
AGGUCGGCUGACAUUGCCCUGGUGGCCGGCGGCAACCGGAAGCGCUGGAUCAUCGCCACGGAGAACAUGGAGCAGGGGGACGUCAUCAUGAACUCUUCUCACAUCGGCAGGAUGGCAGGGGUCUUCUCUCUUCCAGUGUUGGCCAAGGAAGGGGAUGCCUACCCGCUGGGGGCUCUGCCUGUGGGUACGCUGAUCUGCAACCUGGAGAGCCACCCCGGGAAGGGAGCGCAGUACAUCCGGGCAGCCGGGACUUGUGGAGUGCUGCUGAGGAAGGUGAAUGGGACGGCCAUCGUACAGCUGCCCUCCAAGAGGCACAUGCAGGUGCUGGAGACCUGUGUGGCCACAGUGGGCCGUGUGUCCAACGUUGACCACAACAAGCGGGUGAUCGGGAAGGCAGGCCGGAACCGCUGGCUGGGCAAACGCCCGCACACAGGCUUGUGGCAUCGCAAGGGUGGCUGGGCUGGGCGCAAGAUCAAGCCUCUCCCACCCAUGAAAAGCUACGUAAACCUGCCGCGGGUCACAGCACAGGAGUGA